AAAAAUAUAUAUGAUUGAAGUUUCCCAUAAAAGCUUUCAAUUUCAAUAGGGUUUGUUCAAUCGAUUAAGGUUUAAAAUAAAAAAUGUAAGUAAUGUACCUAUUACAUUCAAAAUCAGAUGCAAUAAUAACACUAAUUAUAAAUUAGACCAUUAUAUUGGACUCAUUAACAGUCAUUAAGAUUUUGAUAAUUGCAUUCAAAAUAAUGAAGCUGCAGUAAUCUUAAAUUUAAAUUAAAUUAGGAUAUUAAAUUAUUAGGUGAUUAAUUAGAAAUUCAAUAUGCAGAGUAUUCAGAUCCCUAAUAAGAUUUAAAAGAUUUUUGGAAAUCUAGAAAAAGCUUAGAUCAUGUCAUCAUUACAAUUGAAGUUUUGGAUGUCUAAUAACAAUAGAAAGAAACCAUACUUGCAGAACUAUUAAUUAAAUCACAAUCAUUAUAAAAAGAGUUAUUAUCUCUUAAAAAAUAAUAUGAAUUAGCUUAGAAAUCUGCUGUUGAUAUCAAUUACUUUAAUUAAUUCUAAGAUGGAUUUACUGUUGGUUAAUUGAUGAUCAUUAUUGUCAUAUGCUUGUUCUGUGGUGGAAUUUUUAGAUGA
Messenger RNA from Paramecium sonneborni, 588 nucleotides. The record is from the annotation of a GenBank genome assembly. NCBI's taxonomy places the organism in Eukaryota, Ciliophora, Oligohymenophorea, Peniculida, Parameciidae.